Sus scrofa (pig) is the source of this 3384-nucleotide messenger RNA. NCBI's taxonomy places the organism in Eukaryota, Metazoa, Chordata, Mammalia, Artiodactyla, Suidae. The record is from RefSeq and is a predicted model, not a curated record.
CCCAUGGCAUACGAGAGCUUCUGGGCCAGGGAUUGAAUCUGAGUCGCUCUGCGACCUGCACCACAGCUGUGGCAACAUCAGAUCCUUAACCCACUGAGCGAGGCCAGGGAUCGAACCUGCAACCUUGUGGUUCCUAGUUGGAUUCCUUUAUGCUGCUCCACAAUGGGAACGCCUCUAGAACCUUUUCAAACCUGAAUCAGAUUGGACCCUUCCACCUGAGCUGCCUGAUCCACAUAUGAAUCCAGCUUUGAAAGUCCUGACCCAGAAAGGAGAGCCGUGGGGUCCAGUACUGAAACUCUAAGCUCGGUUGAGUUGCUCACAAGGUCUCUGGCAUGUUCUGUUUCCCUCAAACAUUUCAAAUACCCUAUAGUGCCCCUGAGAGUCCUCUCUGGCCCGCUGCGUGUCUCAACGCACAGUCUGGGAAGCACGGGCCUAAUCAAGGCGAGUGUCCGUGGUUGGUCCCCAGUCUGGGUUGUGUUUUAAAGCUCUGUCCUCGGAGCCAUGUGUGCAGCUCAUCGUUCCCACCCAGGGGAAGAUACCCCAAAUCCGCCACAUUUUCCUGCCCAUUUCCCCAGAUGGACCCCCAGGCUGCCCCCGCCUCUCUGCCGUCACAGAUGACCCCGCCCUUGGGUGGGCUUGCGGGGCAAGGCUUUGUUCACCUGGAGCAGACCCGCGAGCCCUGUGCUUAGUCCGGAAGCCCAGCCCACGUCCCGCCGGGCCCGCCUUCUCGGUCCGCGUGGCCCUCGGCAGGUGUGUCAGUUGAAGAGGCACGAAGUGGUCUCCCAGCUGACGUGGCAUUUCUUUAGUCUCUGAAUUUGAGCAUCUUUGCAUGCUCUUCUUGGUUGGCUCCUCUUCCGUAACUGGCUGGGCAUACCCGUCAAACACUGGUCUUUGGGGGCUGCUGACCAUCAGGAACCGCUCGGCCAGAGUUCCUCGCACGUCCGAGGUAUGGAUCCCGCGAGGGUUUUACGCAUCAGAAAUGUCUUCUCCGUCCUGUCAUCUGGCCGACAUUUUGCUCACGGUUUCCCUUUGGGGAACAGCGAAUUUAAAUUCUGAGUUAAUUGACUCCAUCAUGUUUUGCCUCUUGCUUUUUGCAGUUAAAUUUGGAGACAUGCUCCCCUGUCCUCUCUCCUAGUCUCCUGCAUGUCCUCCUGCCAGGUUUUUCUUCAGCGUUCGGGUCUUCGUGGGAUCCAGAGUCCGCCUCUGCGUGCGCUGCCAGGCGGGGAUCCGGCUCUUCCAUCAGUCGAGCUAUUCCGUCACCCUCAACAAACCAGGAAUAGAAAGGAGUUUUCUCAACAGAAAGGAAUUUUCUCAACCUGAUGAGAAGGAUCUACCAAAACUCCACCGUUAGUUACAUAAUGUUUAAUUAUUAAUGGGAAAGAUUGAAAGAUUCCCCCCGAGACCAAGAAUAAGACAAGGCAUAGGGCUGUUCCCAGGCCCGGAAUUGAAUCCAGCCAGAGCUUUGACCCGUAUCGCAGCUGCAGCAAUGCCAGAUCCUUCAACACGCUGUGCUGGGCUGGGGAUCCAACCAGUGUCCACAGAGACGAGCCUGGAUCUUAAGCUGCACCCAGCGGGAGAGACAGGGUGGCCACGGUGGUUCCAUCUCACUCAAAAUGGGAACGCAGGAGACGCCAAAGCAAAAGAACCACCAGGAACCCCUGUUCUGGAUUCGCUAACUCCGCAGAACUGCCACACAGGCUUUCUCUUUACUGAGGUGCGUGUGGAUGAGGCGCCUUUUACUCGGGACCACUUGCAGGUCGGCUACAGGCACCCUGACAGUUCACCUGGCCACGUCCUCGUGCCUCCCGGGAGGAGGGGUCUGCUCGGCAGCAGUCGGCACUCGGAGCCCCCGUCGGUGUCCACGCGCCACCCUCCUUCCGUGCACCUGCAGGAUUCCGACCUCGCCGGCCGGGAGCGGUGGCGCCCUCGGGCGGCUGGACCGGCCCCGCGCCAUGCCCGAAGGCUGAGCGCCGCAGCCGCCGCCGCCGCCGCCGCCGCAGGGCCUCGUCCCGCCUCGCGUGGGGGCGCACCCGCCCAGGUCGGUGCCCCGGCGGCGGACCAUGGUGCUGCCGCCCCCGGACCGGCGCCACGUGUGCCUGACCACGUUGGUGAUCAUGGGCAGCAUGGCGGUCAUGGACGCGUACCUGGUGGAGCAGAACCAGGGCCCGCGCAAGAUCGGCGUGUGCAUCAUUGUGCUGGUGGGCGACGUGUGCUUCCUGUUGGUGCUGCGCUACGUGGCCGUGUGGGUUGGCGCCGAGGUGCGCACGGCCAAGCGCGGCUACGCCAUGAUCCUCUGGUUCCUCUACAUCUUCGUGCUGGAGAUCAAGCUCUACUUCAUCUUCCAGAACUACAAGGCGGCGCGGCGAGGCGCGGCCGACCCGGUGGCGCGAAAGGCGCUGACGCUGCUGCUGUCGGUGUGUGUGCCCGGCCUCUUCCUGCUGCUCGUGGCGCUGGACCGCAUGGAGUACGUGCGCACCUUCCGUAAGCGCGAGGACCUGCGCGGCCGGCUCUUCUGGGUGGCCUUGGACCUGCUGGACCUGCUGGACAUGCAGGCCAACCUGUGGGAGCCGCCGCGCACCGGGCUGCCCCUGUGGGCCGAGGGCCUCACCUUCUUCUACUGCUACAUGCUGCUGCUGGUGCUGCCGUGCGUCGCGCUCAGCGAGGUCAGCAUGCAGGGCGAGCACAUCGCGCCGCAGAAGAUGAUGCUCUAUCCGGUGCUCAGCCUCGCCACCGUCAACGUGGUGGCCGUGCUGGCCCGUGCCGCCAACAUGGCGCUCUUCCGCGACAGCCGCGUCUCGGCCAUCUUCGUGGGCAAGAACGUGGUGGCCCUGGCCACCAAGGCCUGCACCUUCCUCGAGUACCGCCGCCAGGUGCGCGACUUCCCGCCGCCCGCCCUGGCGCUGGAGUUGCAGCCGCCGCCGCCGCAGCGCAACUCGGUGCCGCCGCCCCCGCCGCUGCACGGCCCGCCGGGCCGCCCUCACGGGCCGUCGCCCACGCGCGAUGCUCUGGACACGUGACAGGGCCCACGCGGCUCCUGGGGCCACCCCGGGGGCGCUGAGCCGCGCAGCGGCAGACGCGUGGUUUGCAUGGGAUGGGGUCGGGGUGGGCUCCCCCCGGGGCCAGGUGCACUGAGUGCCGGUACCCGGGGGCCCCGCAGCUGCUGCUUCAUCUCAGGAAUCCCUUGGACCACAGACCUCGGCCCGUGCCCGGCCAGCCCGAGGGCAAGGGUCCCGCCCUGCCAGCUGGGGGCCUGGGUGGGAAGGGAGGACAGCAUGGGCGGAGGUCUGGUCCCUUGGGGUCCGGCGAUGAGGGCCUCAGGCUCAGAGUUAGGGGCCAAGGAGGCCUCUGUCAUUUUAAGACUCGUGUUUACAGUUUUGUAUGCAA